Ogataea polymorpha is the source of this 2122-nucleotide messenger RNA. RefSeq lists its product as uncharacterized. NCBI's taxonomy places the organism in Eukaryota, Fungi, Ascomycota, Pichiomycetes, Pichiales, Pichiaceae. Bases 190 to 1248 code for a protein of 352 amino acids. The transcript has a single exon. The record is from RefSeq and is a predicted model, not a curated record.
GGCGGCUGUGCCAAAAUCAGAUUCGUUGGACCGCAGCCAGAGUUCCCUGCUAGAGAUGGGUCCAUAGGUUUUGACAGCUUUUUCCCAGCAUCUUAUCAGUUUGUGAAAACUCCAAAGUGCCACAACUGCUACGAUCCACGAGUUCUUGUUGCCUUUAUCAACAUUCUGUUGGGUUUGCCGGUGAUUUACAUGUCAACCAGCGGGAGCCUGGCCUAUUGGACAAUUUGCAUCAGUGGAUUUUGGACAAUCAUUCUCACAUUUGAUCCACCGCUUGUGGUGAAACCCCAGGACCCGGAGUCUCUGGCCACGCUCAUUUCGCUCGGUUUUGAAAGACUGCUGCCAUUGUGCUUCAUCCUCUAUGUCGUCUGGAAAGCUGCCUGUCAAACAACCCUCAGUCACCCGUCAUCGCCCAUCUGCAAAACUCUGAUAUGGUACCCGCUGUUUUGGGUCGGAAUGCUCAACAACGUCACAUUCGACAGGCUUCCUGUAGACCGGCUCACCAUAACGGACAUCCUUACACAGCCAGGGUCGAUUUUUGCAACGCUGGGCAUUGCCAUGACCAUAGCCGUCGGCGUGGUUGUCCAGGCGUACCACUUGUGGAAGGCCGGCAAGUUUCAGAUGUACCUCAAGCUGUAUCUUGGCUUUAUUGGAGCUCUGACGGUGCUGGGAAGUCUUUCUGGUCUGAACCUCAGAAUCCAUCACUAUAUCCUGGCUCUGCUCCUUAUUCCAGGAACUAACACCAAAGGUAUGACUGCAAUGUUGUUCCAGGGUGUCUUGCUUGGUCUGUUGGUGAACGGGGUUUCACGGUGGGGACUCGCAUCGAUCGAGGAGACCGACAGAUCACUGCGACGGUCUGAUCCUACAGGAGAGAUCAAGCCUCCGGAGUUUCUGGGGUACGAGCGCUCGAACUCCAGUGUUUCCUGGCAGAUCCGCGAAACAGAUAAUCCGGUAAUGAUCAACGGCGAGUUUAUCUCGCCUCACGACAAACUUAAUCGGUACUCGCUCCUCAUCAACGACAUAGAGUGGUACAACGGUCCGAAUAGCUCUGUGAGCCUGGAGGCCCUUGCUGCCGAGAACGACCAGUUCGCUGAGCUGCUGGGAUACGCUUCUAACCAUUCGGAGGAACAGAAACUGUACCUAAGAGUGGGCAGGGCUGGAGGUACCAGGAGAAGUGACUACACGAAUGCUGCGGUUUUGAAAUAUCCGUCUGGAGAGUUUGUGCCUCCUAAACCAGGUCUCACUAAAUAAAUUAUUAUACACGGCGACUAGUUUUAUUAUAGGCCGAGAUGAAGGACAGCUUUUUGACGAUGUCGAGAUCUGGGCCGGUCAACUUGAGAGAUCCGUAGUUGGACAACUUCUCCCUAAUGGUGGUUGGCUUUAAAUCCCCAAGAUCAAAGAUCUUGAGCUUGAACUUCACAUCCGGCUUGGUAUGACUCAGGUGAGCAAAAAGAUACGACGCUGUCGAUUGAGGGAUGGGAGUGGUCACCAAUGAGGGAGGCAGAACUUUGAUGCUGAUCGCCUUGAACUCAAAUGUGUCUUUAUAUGCGGAGUACAAGGCGGCCAGUUCUAUCGGCGGAAAUGCAAGAACGCUCCUGUUGUUGGAAGUUGUACCUUCCGCUAGGACAAAUAGCACGUUAUUUUUUAAUUUGAACAGGUCCACCGCGUCGGCAGCUUGUGUGGAGACUUCAGGUUGAGCUAGAGCAAAGCUGAAGGUUUCGAAAAAACCGUUCAGUUUCCUGAGAUUUCCCCUGCUGUCUGCGGUAAGGAAAAUGCAGUUAUUCGUUUUGCUCACCAGGUACAGGACAAGACAGUCCAACGGAGAAGAAAAGUUGACAAACACCAACUGGCUACUGUCGGGCCGCUUCAAGUUGAUCAGUUUGGUAUUGGACUUCUUGACUCCAUCAGCUAGAAACUCAAUCUCGCUAACAUUGAACAUCACCAGCAGCAACAACCUGAGUGCCGGCCUGAACAAAAAUCCAACAGGCCAGCAUAGAGCCGCCAACAAGAACAGAAAUACCGACAGAACUGUCUUUAAAAGUGCCAUCACGGGACCCAGCACAUACUUCACCAUCACGGGCCUUUUGGCGGGCGGUAUUGGCAUAAAGGGAGAGAUCCCCGUGCC